UUAUAAACGAUUCUAUCCAUAGAUUAUACACUUAAUAAAAUAUAUUAGAGAAUUCUAUCUUAAAGUACAUAAGUAAAAGUUUUACUGCCUGUAAAGAUAGUGUAGGCACACCUACAGUCAAUUAAAUCAAUUAAAAUUUUAAUUACCUACGUACAAUGACUACAUUAUGGAAAUAAAUAAUGCGUUACAGAAAACGAAGUUUAAAAAAGAGAAUAUGCGCAGUUCAAAAAACCGCUAUUGCAAAUGGUUUGAAUAAUUUUGAAAUGAAACAAUUUGAUUUAAUUUGCGACUAUAAUCACAAUGAUAAAUCUGAGAAGUUCAACAAAAGGCUGAUUUUUGUAUUAUUAAUACUAUUUUUAUUGCCGUGGAUAUUGUUUGUACUGAAUAAUUUUAUGAGUGCAAGAUGUUUAGUACCAAGUAAUUAUUUAAUCUGGGAGGCAACUCGACCAUUAGCAAAUUGUGCCUAUUGUGAAAAUGUAACUAAACCCAUAGUGCUAUAUAAUGUAACUCGACAUGAAUUUAAUAAGUAUGCAUAUUCAACCGGACCAAUCAUAGUUAAAAAUGCCAUAAAAAGCUGGAGAGCAACCAAAGAAUUUAAUUAUAAGAUGUUUAAAAGACUGUAUGAAGAGACUGGAGGUAGCUAUGAGAGCUUGGAUGACGGAUGUCAAUUCUUGAAUUUUAAAACUGACUUGUUUAGCUUAAAGGAAGUUUUCAAUAUGCCUGAAGAAAGAGUGAAAAAUGAACCAGGACAAAAACCUUGGUAUGUUGGAUGGGGUAACUGUCAUCCAGAAAUACUAUCAAAGGUCAGACAGUAUUACAAUGUACCAGAUUUCUUACCAAGUGAUGCUGAAUUUUCUGGUACUGAAAAUAUUUUUUUCGGUUAUGAAAUUGGAGCAGUUAUGCAUUUGGAUUACAUAUCAAGAUUGAUGUGGCAGGGUCAAGUAAGUGGUAACAAAAUAUGGUCUAUUGCACCAGUACCAGAGUGUGAUCAUGUCUGUAAUGGUUUGGAGUUUUAUGUAGAAAAAGGUGACAUAGUAUUUUUGGACACUCGCAUCUGGUAUCAUUCAACAAGGAUUCCUGCAGGAGAAUUUUCUUUAACUGUCCAAUCAGAAUAUGGUUAAGUAUCUGAUAAGUUUGAAACAAAUAGUCUUUUUACCAAUAUAACAAAUAGCUUGUCUGUUUUUAUGGUUACUGUUAAAAUAAUGCAUGCAAUUGAAAUGAAAUUCUGAGAUUUAUGAAGGUUUUGAGUACAAAUUUAUGAUUACAUAUCCAAUGCCAAAUAUUGUCAUUAAUGAUUUUGAUAUAGAUUUAUAAUUUAUUUAGUGUGCCAUUUAUAUAAGUGCAACUUAUUAGCUUUAAAUGAUUGCAAUUUUUUAUGAAUAUAUUGCUAUUUAUUUAUUAUAGAUUUAAGAGUGUACCAUGUUUUAAAUUAAAUUCUUAUACAUUUA
Messenger RNA from Bombyx mori (domestic silkworm), 1448 nucleotides. RefSeq lists its product as uncharacterized. The record is from RefSeq and is a predicted model, not a curated record. NCBI's taxonomy places the organism in Eukaryota, Metazoa, Arthropoda, Insecta, Lepidoptera, Bombycidae. The coding region runs from base 180 to 1121 and encodes 313 amino acids. Gene Ontology annotation, molecular function: 2-oxoglutarate-dependent dioxygenase activity. The transcript has 5 exons.